GGAAUUCAAAAGAAAUCAGCAACGCCACACAACAAAUAAUUUGGUGCAUUGGUAGUGUUUCGUAUUUUUUCCUGCGUCACUUUUGUACGUCUGUCUCUGGAAACUUAGACCCAGCUUCUUCUCUUUGUUUCAAACCACGACCGCUCUAACUUACGCGGAGGAAAUUCCUUUCACGAUUAUCAUGUCCACAUAAGCAGCGCAUUGCGGUACCUUUAUCAUUUUUUUGUCAUUCAAUUGUAAAGCCUGUUACGAUGCGCAUCCAUGAUUGUGGCUGUGAGCACUUGAGUUUGGUGUUGACGACAAUUACUUUUAUGUCGAGAGCAGGGGAGAAUAAGUAUCUGGUACGCAUAGGUUAUAAUCCUCAUUCUGCUUAUGAAACGGAGCUUGAGACUGAAAAUAACCUUACAAUGUCUGUAGAUUUCAUUUUUCUUAACGAAUUGGGUUUACGCCGACAUAAUUGCUCAUUGGUUUUGCUCAUGUAUCAUAUUUUGGUGCUGAUUCCAAGGUGGUAAAGUAGAUAUCAAGUAGAAAUCAACCGUGAAUCUGGUUUCCCUCGAAUAUGGCGACUUUUUCGCAAGGAGAGGCAGAGGGUGCCAAGCCUUUUGAAGCUGUCAUACGAAAUGAAGAGAAGGUCAUGAACCUCGAGACAUUGCACGCCGAACUGGCGAUCACGCCAGAAGUAUCUUUGCGACGGAUGACUCCGAAGCUCACUCGCCCUGACUCUCUCGAUCUGGAGUCGUUGCAAGUGAGAAGCAUGGACCAUGCCCCACCAAAAGCAUCGCUGGCUUUUGUUAUGAAAUUGGCGUUUCAGAGCAUUGGGGUGGUAUACGGAGAUCUUGGUACCUCCCCACUGUAUGUAUACAGCAGUACCUUUACCCACGGCAUCAAAAAGAACCAUGACAUUCUGGGCGUGCUCUCUCUGAUCAUCUACACGCUCAUCACCAUCCCCCUCAUCAAAUAUGUUUUCAUCGUCCUUCGGGCUAACGACAAUGGUGAAGGUGGUACAUUUGCGAUGUAUUCAUUAAUUUGUCGGCAUGCCAAGAUCACAUUGGAUCACAACCGACACCCAACUGAUCGAAACAUUUCAAGCUACGUACUGUUGAAACCAUCUUCGAGGAUGACCAGGGCUAUGCGCGUUAAGGAGGAGCUGGAAAACAGCAGAGUUUGGCAGAAUAUUCUGCUUGUGGUUGUUUUGUUGGGACCAUGUUUGGUGAUUGGCGAUGGUUCACUCACCCCUGCUAUUUCAGUACUUUCAGCAAUUCAGGGAAUUGGCGUACAAGUGCAGGACUUAUCGGUGAUCAUUACGAUAGUAGUCUUGAUAGGUCUCUUUAGCCUUCAGCGAUUCGGCACUCACAAGGUGGCCUUCUUAUUUGGUCCGGUGAUGCUGUGUUGGUUUUUCUCCAUCGGCGCUAUUGGAUUGAUCAAUAUUGUUCGAUGGGAUCCCUCCGUAUUCAGGGCUUUCAAUCCUUACUACGCUGUCUCCUACUUCAUCAGGAACAAACAACAGGCGUGGGCUUCACUGGGAGGUGUUGUACUGUGCAUCACAGGGAGUGAGGCGAUGUUCGCAGAUUUGGGCCAUUUCACUGUAAAAUCGAUGCAGAUUGCCUUCUCGUUCUUUGUGUUCCCCGCGCUGCUGUGCGCCUAUAUUGGCCAGGCAGCUUUUCUCAUGAAGAACCAAUCUAUGGAUGAUGUGACCUACACAUUCUACCGAUCCAUUCCAAAGCCUGUUUACUGGCCAAUGUUCGCGGUUGCCACAUGUGCAGCGAUCAUCGCCAGUCAAGCAAUGAUUUCUGCGACAUACUCUAUGAUCCGCAACGCUAUGGCACUUGGUUGUUUCCCUCGGGUCACAAUCAUCCACACGUCGAUGAAGGUGCACGGCCAGAUCUAUAUCCCCGAAAUAAACUGGAUGCUCAUGGUCUUGAGCAUAGUAAUUGUCGGUGGGUUUCGCAGUACCUCUGAGAUCGGUCACGCCUAUGGGAUCGCCGUGGUGGGAGUAUUUUUCAUCUCAACUUGCCUGCUCACGCUCAUCAUGAUCAUGAUCUGGCAGACCAACAUUUUUCUGUGUCUCUUAUUUUUCGUCGUGUUUGUGAUUAUCGAGGGAACUUACUUCUCGGCGGUACUAUCUAAGGUGACGCAAGGGGGAUGGGUUCCCCUCGUCAUUGCUGCUUGUUUUCUCACGGUGAUGUACUCGUGGCAUUUCGGAACUCGGAUGAAACGGCUCUAUGAAAUCUCCCAGAAGCUUUCAGGGGAUUGGGUGCUCUCAGUCGACCAUAGCCUGGAGAUCUCGCGGGUUCCUGGAGUGGGGCUUGUGUACACUGAGCUUCCGCAGCGCGUUCCUGCAAUUUUCGACCACAUUAUUAGGAUUUUACCCGCCAUACACUCCACUCUAGUGUUUGUAUGCAUUAGGCACAUUGCUGUGAGUGCCGUCCCAGAUGACGAGCGUAUCCUCUUUCGAAGACUCGGCCCGAGAAACUAUCGCAUGUUCCGAUGUGCUGUCCGCUAUGGCUACACCGAUCUCCAUUCAGAAUCAGAUGGUGAAAGCUUUGAAGCUAUGCUGCUGGCGAGCUUAGAAAGGUUCAUAAGAACGGAGGCUGUGGAGCAAGCUCCUGAUUUCAUUGUUGGUGAUUCCCCUGGCGUAACAUCGCCGGGCCAGUAUUCCGUCGGUUGCGAUUGCGAGUCGACGUCAGUGUUGUUCGACCGCACAGACCAAUCCGACAUCAAUUUUCAGAUGUCGCAGGAAUGGAAAAGGCCUUAUAGUGCGGAAGAUCUGGUGACGGGACACGACAAUUCCACCGCCGAAGAGCUUGCGUUGCUGCAGAAGGGGAGAGAAGCAGGAGUGGCGUAUUUGCUUGGCGACAUUGAUUUGCAUGCGAAGAGUGACUCUGGGUGGUACAAGCGAGUCAUCGUCAACCACAUUUACAGCUUCUUGCGAAGGAAUUGCCGAAGAAAUGAGUUGUACCUGAGUAUCCCCAAGGCAAGGUUGCUUAAAGUGUGCAUGGAAUAUUAUAUCUGACUGACCAAUCUGCCAAAUCGUAAUUUCUGAGCAACACCUCGCACGGACUGGUAACAUAGACAAUAUGAUAUCAGCGAGAUGUGCGAGGUGAGGGGUGUAAGGAUUUUCUCAGGAACUCGGUCCUCCAUUCAUUGAGGAAUAACCAUAGCGAGCAUUCCACGCCAGAAUCUAUUUGAUGCUGGUGGUGAGAAGUAUCAGAGGUUUUCGCCAUCGCUGGACCCAUCUGUGUGACAGUUGGGUCAUCUGCCCGAAUAGGUACAGGUAAUAUUGUGCAGUCGACUCAACACAAAAUCAUUCUGUGUACUCACCAUCAUGGCGUUGUCAUGGCGACCACAUGCAAUCAUCUUCCACCAU
Messenger RNA from Physcomitrium patens, 3367 nucleotides. Lineage: Eukaryota; Viridiplantae; Streptophyta; Bryopsida; Funariales; Funariaceae. The record is from RefSeq and is a predicted model, not a curated record.